UAAUACUAAAAAAUAAAAAAUUAAUAACUGAAAAAGUAAAAGCAAUUAAAACUGCUGUAAAUAACCAACAACAAAAAAUAUACUUGAACUGCUGAACAAAAUCUACAAAAUAAAACAACCAGCAACAAGACAGGCCUCAAAUAUAAAUAAAAUGUCGUUUAUUUGCCGAAAAUACAACAACAAUAUUUUCGCUACAUUACUGUUCCACAGUUUUCUGCUGCUUAGCUGUCAUGCGGAUCAUGCCGUCGCUCAGCGUAAAAACGACACCAAUCAGGUGUACGUGACCGAGUCAUGUCUGGAGAAGCCAUAUCGUUGCCCUCAUCCGAAAAUACAAUUCUACCUCUACACACGCCGUACCCAACAAAACCCCGAAUUCAUUGAUGUGCUGGACGACAAUGCGCUCUAUUACACACAUUUCAAUCCGCGGCAUCCCACCAAGCUCAUCAUUCAUGGUUUCGGUGGCGGGCGCAAUAAUAGUCCCAGUCCAGAUUUGCGCGAAGCCUACUUUAGCAUAGGCGAUUACAAUAUUAUAAUUGUAGAUUAUGCAGACGCGGUGAAGGAGCCCUGUCUCAGUCAAAUGGAAUGGGCUCCACGCUUUGGCAGUCUGUGCAUCUCGCAACUGGUUAAAUAUUUGGCGCGUCACCCGCGUGGUGUGCAGCCAGAUGAUUUGCAUUUGAUCGGUUAUAGUGUGGGCGCGCAUAUUGCUGGACUCAUUGCCAACUAUCUAAAGCCGAACGAAGGUAAGUUGGGACGGAUCACCGCCUUGGACCCGACUAUUUUCUUUUAUGCGGGCACAAACAAUUCGCGUGAUUUGGACUCGAGUGAUGCCAACUUUGUCGAUGUGCUACAUACGGGCGCCGGCAUAUUGGGUCAGUGGCAUUCGAGCGGUCAUGCGGACUUCUAUGUAAACGGUGGCACGCGGCAGCCGGCUUGUGUGGGUUCACCGACGCUAUUUCAAACUCUGGCCUGUGAUCACACGAAGGUGACUCCUUACUUCAUUGAAUCGAUAACAACGACGCGUGGUUUCUAUGCUGGUCCUUGUCCGAAUCUCUUUACUUACCUGAUAGGUUGGUGUGACCCGAAGGACUCGGAAUAUGUGCUAAUGGGUGAACAUGUCUCGCAUGACGCUAGAGGAAAUUACUACGUAACCACAAAUGCCAAACCACCAUUUGCAAGAGGCUUCCCGGGCAAAGGACGUUCCGCAAACAAUGGCGAGUAUCAAGGCGUGCGCAGAUAAUCCGAAAAAAUUACAAAAAACAUGCAUUUGUAUAAAAAAGUUUAGCUAGAAAAUAACUAAAAAUUAAUCUACUUCGAGUAUCUAAUAUUGAUUUAAUUGUAUGUAUAUAAGGGGAUAGUGCUUAUUUGUGAUUUUAGUUUUAGAGCUGGGAUGUUCUAACCACUGCGUACCAGUUAUUGUAUUUAUGUGAAAUACUCUACAUAUUAAGUAUUUUUAAUUGAAAUGUUAUAAAUAUGUAUAUAUGUGAGUGUGUAUAUUAGGAGCCAGAUUUUGUUCAAUUUAAAAUUUCUUUUAACUUGAAUUAUUUUCCAAAUUUAGUAGCACAGUUGGGGUUGGGAUAUUAUUUACUUAAGUUUAAUUUAGAAUUUGUCACGUUUUAUUAUUAAAAUGUAUGGAUUACGUGUUUUAUGUAUUUAUCAAAAAAGCCAUUUAUUUUCUUACGUGUAGUAUUGUAAAUAUUGUACAGAUGUACUUAAAAAAAUGUUU
Messenger RNA from Anastrepha ludens (Mexican fruit fly), 1723 nucleotides. Its product is annotated as phospholipase A1 member A. Gene Ontology annotation, molecular function: lipase activity. The record is from RefSeq and is a predicted model, not a curated record. Gene Ontology annotation, biological process: lipid metabolic process. Lineage: Eukaryota; Metazoa; Arthropoda; Insecta; Diptera; Tephritidae. Bases 152 to 1237 code for a protein of 361 amino acids. The transcript is spliced from 4 exons.